Molecule: messenger RNA, 5168 nt
Organism: Lingula anatina
Lineage: Eukaryota; Metazoa; Brachiopoda; Lingulata; Lingulida; Lingulidae
Biological process (GO): regulation of transcription by RNA polymerase II
Cellular component (GO): nucleus
Molecular function (GO): transcription cis-regulatory region binding
Source: RefSeq, a predicted model, not a curated record
UUAGGGACCAAAUAUAAAUGUAUUGUACAGUGUAUUUAUUGAAGACGCCUCGCUUUUAUCAAGAUUACUGUUGAUGGAGUCUUCAAAAAUUGAGUUUCUAGGCACUCCGUGUGGCCACCAUGGGCCAUACACCUUCUACAAGGCCAUCAAAUAUUCCCUGGGGAAUAAAAGUCAAAUUUUAUCACUGGGCGAAUUUUUCUAUGUGAAACAUUCUGAAGAUGCCCCCAUUUGUAUCGGAGAAGUUCAGUUACUUUGGGUCGACAAAAAUACCUGUCAUGAUCUGUCUAGUGUCCGAUUAUAUUUCCUGCCAGAACACACCCCAGAAGGAAAACAGCAAUAUCAUGGAGAGGAUGAGAUACUAGCUGUGUCUGAGAAAAUUGUGUUGAAGAUUGAGGAUUUGCUUAAAUGGAUGGUGUACGACGUCACAUGGACAGCAGGGUCAAAGGCCAUCUACAGUGCUGAUGAGAAGAACGAUGAUAUAGACAUCCAAAACAAUAUCAUUACAAAAUCAUUUUCCAACAACAGUGCUUUGGAUUGGAAGGACAUUGAGAAAGAAAAGAAAGCCCUAGGUGUUUGCAACAGCAUGAAAGGCACGGAAGUGAUAAUACUUAGUUAUUCCCAAUACUGCCGCUACAAAGCCAUUCUCAAACGCCUCGAGGGAGUGACAGACAAAUGGCUUAGGAACACCUUAGUGUGUGCCAUUGGUGGCUUUACAUUUAACAGUAAGAAUGCUCGAAUACUUUUCUGUAAGGACACAUUUGAGCAUCCAGAACUUGAGGAACUUGAAGUGCGUUGUGAUGAACUUGCACCAAACCUAAAAGGCCGUCCAAGGAAAAAGAAACGUCUUAAAAAGGAGAGUUCUAUAGAGUCAGAGUCAGGAGAAGAAAGUACAAGCAUGGAUUCUGUCAGUUUUAAGAAGUCUCAGGCUCGUGGAGAGAGAAGGAAUGGCAAGUCUAUGUCACCUAAAGAUAUGGCAGAAGCAGACUUUCUGGCAGCCUUGUAUAAGUUCAUGAGGAACAGACAGAGUCCCAUCACCAAGGUCCCUUCAUUAGGAUUCAAAACAAUUGACCUGUAUUACUUUUACUCCAGUGCACAGAAGUAUGGGGGCUAUGAACAGAUAACUAACAAACGGCUUUGGAAACACCUUUAUGACAAACUAGGAGGUAACCCAGGAAGUACUAGUGCUGCCACCUGCACCAGAAGGCAUUAUGAGAAGCUGCUGUUGCCAUUUGAACGUUAUGUGAAAGGAGAGCUACACAAACCACUGCCAGUGCCUUACAAACAGCCGCCUCGCAGGCCGACCUCUGACACAGAAGGAAGAAGAGGACAAAAAAUCAAAAACGAACAAGAAAUAGCCUGGGAAGACAGAAAGAGAAACUCAAAUUUGGGGAGAAAGAAGUUUGGAACCAGCCUGGAGUUGAUGGAAAAAGAGAGGAAGUGGGAAGAGAUGAGAAGACACAAAAUACUUGUGCAAAAGGUGAGACAAGGGCAUCCCAAUCAUGUCUUCAACAAAGAAUCAGACAUGCCCUCUUCAUCAAAAGUCAAUCACCAGCCAGUGGGCAUUGUGACUCCAAUGAAAAGCCCAACUACUUUGCAAGAGCCACGUGAGCUAUUGAGAGCUGAAACAGUAAAAUUCAACCAAGAUGGAGAAUAUGAUAAAACAAAUCGUCCCAGCAUUCCUCCUCCUCUGCAGAAACAACCUCUUAGUGUGCCAACCUUAGGGCAGAAAAAGGUGUUUUUGCACCGCUCUUUAGGCCAGGGUCAGGAUAUGUCCAGUAGCAGCCGUCCAUUGCCUCCACCCUUAGUAAAGACUUCAGGGGGGAAUAGAGAAAAUGCUCCUGCAAAAGUGUACCAUGAAGAUGCUAAAUAUACUGCUGAUGGCAAAAGUACCAGUAACAGGGAUAGCAUAGAUGGACAAGAGUCUUUUGCUCACAGACCUUCAGUGAUUCAACACACACAUCUGUCAUCAAAGGGACCAAUGGACAGUGAAGCUUCCUCUUCACAGCUGUAUACAAGAAUACAGUCCGAAUAUGGAGGGGUUUUUCCGCCAUCACAUCACUAUAACCUUCCUAUGAAAAGGCCAUAUCCUUAUCCACUCCCAGCUCAUCAGAAAAAAAGCUCUUUGCCAGAUAGUUAUGCCAAGGAACACAGGUCAUUAUAUAGUUUGUCAGGAGACGUCAUCAUUGAAAAUGCACAUUCAGAAAAAGCCAAACGUCAAAAGCUGGACUGUAGGACUGAUGACCCGAGGUCAUUCCUUAAGACUAACACAAACCUGGUCCUAAGUCAUAGUAGAGAUACUCAGGAAUCCUGUGACCAACCUUUUGAUCUAAGUAUGAAAUCAAUGAAAAAGAACAAUGAACAAAAUACAGGAGCAUUUGAUACCAAGGUAGAAAGUAAACCAUGUACUUCAGCAUCGGCAUCAUCCAGCAACAAGUACACUGAAUGUGAAAAAACAACAUUAACCAUGAACUCUGUAUCACCCAGACCUAGCCAGCAAGGUACAGUGAGCCCUAAAGUGCCAUAUCAUAGUAACAUUGUCAAACGUACAAAUUCCCCACAGUCAAUGGAUUCUGAAUUGAGUAGGAGUCAAAGUUCUGCCUCAAGAAGCCUUCUCGAUGACAGACGUGUGUCUCCAGUAACACCAUCUUCAGGUGGUGAGGAUGGCAGUGACAGACCUGCAUUUAUUACCUCCUAUUUUGACCCUCAUGGUAUCGAGUCCCAGCAAGCUCUUGCAAAGCAUGUUAUCACAAGAGAGGGGAAAGUUGUUUCUCCUGAGCUAAAAUCACCUCAGCAUCCAUCAGCAACACCCAAAUCCAGCAGUGCCAUCCAGGACUUCUCUCCAUUGCUGCACCCAGCCUAUCCCCAGAUGUUGUCCCCUCCCAGCACCGUCCACCCAGGGAUUCUGCACUCUCCUCAGCAGCUCAUAGAGGCUCAACUACAGGCCCAUGCUGCACACAGGGCUGCCUAUGAGGAGAUGAUCAGAGCACAAAUGUAUCCUCACCCUUCCCCACUGUUUGUGCCUCAGUCGCAGCUUUACCCUCACCUGUACUCUGAAGGGCAGCAAUACUUGUUUCCACAAUAAGAGACAGGCAUGGGCAGGGAAGUUCUUCAUUUCAUACUACUGCUUAGGGACUUUUUAUAUUCUCAGGAGUUUCCAUAUUGUGACAUGAAGUUAUGUUUUAGUCUAGAAUUAUAUUUGUCUUGUAUGCAUUUUGGGGUUCUAAGAAAAAUGAAAGGUGAUUCUUUUUUAUGUAUGUUAAACUGCUUGUGUGGUUUAAUGCCUGCAAAAUGCGUUUAUGUUUACUUUAGAAUGCAUUACUUCAUAAUCAAUUAAAAAGUUUAAGGCAAUAGUUAUAUGUCCGCAGUUCCCUUGUAUUAAUCGUAUUGGAUUUGCAUUAGGUUGAAGACAAACCUUUAAGACUGUUGGCAAAAGAAAAAUUGUUGACUGCUGGAACUGCAUGGUAGAUUUAAGGUUGGAUAUGGGACUGCUUUCCUGUCUAGAAAGUAGAGUUCAGGUAUUAGAUACAUUUAACACAAUUGCAAAAUCCUACAACAAAGAAAAAAAUGAAAAGAACAGAUAAUGUGUAUUUUCUUUAUGACUGUGUCACCAAAGCAAAUGUUUAAUAAAUAUUCAUUAUGAUGCAUUUCUGCAUAUUAAUCUAGUAUGUAAAAACAAGAAAGCCUGUAUGAUUAUGGUCCAAGCUAAGGUCUUGCAGAUCUUGAAAGAUUUCAGUAAUGAAAAAUAGACCUAUUGAUAUUAUAUAUGUGUUCCACAUGGGUAGUGGACUAGCUUGCAUUUGUUUUCAUAUAAAAUGAUAUAGUAAAAUUCAUUAUGUAGUCCAAAGAGCAAUAAUAUGUAAAGCAAGAAUAAAUAAAAAGUAAAUCGAUAUAAAGUAAUGCAACACUAAUACUAUGCAUUACCCUAUUGCAAAACAAUCAAAUUAAGAUGUAUAAUUGAAGAUAGAUUAAGUACUUAUUCUGUUCAUUGUACAUAGAAACAAAUCAGUAUUUUAUAUUCGUUAAUCAUUUCAUAAUUUGAUAGUUUUAUAUUUGCUUUCAUUUGUCAGAGCACCUUAUCCAGUUGCAUGAUUAUACUGGAUCAACAUAUCAUGUUGAAUAGAAAUACAUUACUGUAGAAGUGAUGCACACAGUGUCUGAUCCUCAUUGUGUGUAGCAUAAUAUCUGAAAAAUACUCCAUUUCAUAUCAAGUUCAUUGAACUGAAAACACAUGCAAAGAAAGAGGAGUAAGAAAUACUGGAAACAGAGAAUCUGGCCAUUUUCACCUUUUAUGCAUUAGCUGUUCAAGAAAAGAUAACAGUGGUAAUAGCUUGCCUUUGAGGAGUGACUUAUUGAGCCCAAUUUUGAAUGUAAGGGAGUAAAGAAUUCUUGAAGACUGUAAGUUGGUAAUUUUAAAAACUUCUUCUUAUAGUGUCUUAGCAUUUUGAAUCGGUCUUUUGAAACUAAAGAAAAGUGGUCUCGGAUUCUCCGGAUGUACAUCGUACUUCUAGGAUGCAUUACUGACUUGCCAUAUGUAUACCCACACCGAUUGAGUUAUCGAACACUUUGCUACAUCAUGAUUCAAACCUUGUUUCAGCUUUUUGUAUAAGAAGGACAUUUCUAGUUACAAUGGCAUUGUGUAUUUCCAUUUAUAUAAGAUUUGAUGCUAAUUUUCACUUUUUACCAAAGGGAUCUAGAUUAUGAUAGAAUUAAAUAUUAUAAUAAUACAAUUAUAGGUCAAAUUUGAAUAAAUGAAAGUCUGUAAAGAAAUUUUUGGUGUUUGCUUUGAACAUAAGUAAUAUUAUUGUAGAUGAAGGCAAGUGGCAUAAUUUCAUAGUAUCUGACUUAUGAAAAUGAAAUUGCCUUUUAUCAGUAUUUUCCCCUUAGAAUAAAAGUAAAUGAAUUUCUUUUGUCUUCCCAGUCACAUUGUGUCCUUAUUACCAGACACUACAAAAUUUCGAUGGAAUCCUGAAACACGGAGUUGGGGGUUUUCAAUAUAUCUUGUAUUGGUUUUUUUUUUUUUAUAAUCGGGCUAUAUAGAUUUAUUUAAAUUUCUAUGAGUUUGUGCCAACCAACAUACCUUCUGGCAUCAGCGUAUUUCAUAUGUAGUUGUUGUAACUAGAGUUAGUUAAGGACUGACGUGAGGAUUAUAAUUGUGAAACAGACAUUCG